CUCUCUCUCUCUCGCAGCACAAUUCGUAAUAAUUUUUUUUCGCUUUCAUUUCCACUCAUGAAUUUUUCCCUCACCUUAUUAUUCUUUCCUCUCUAACCUUGCGAUUUUUCGCUUUUUUUCUCCCUUUUGUGCGCAUUGCAUAUUGUAAACUUCACAAGAGUGCUGAGUGGCUGUGAGGGAGCGAAGUGUGGAGGAGGAGGAGAAGGAGGAGAAAGAAGAGGAGGAUGAGGAGUAAGAAGGACACAAAGGAACAUCAAGGAAGGACAAACAACAGACAUAGUAGGACUGUUUAUGGGGGCUAUACCAUACCAGUGAGAUAAGUAGAUAGUAUACAAGAAGGCUUCUCCCCACCUACCGCUUCCUCCAGUCAGGGCUCGUAGGACAGGAGGAAAUACUAUGUACUGUUGAGGAAGUGCAUAGGAAUUUUAAAGGAAAGAUAUAAAAGCUAUCAUCAUUGGAAGAGGAAGAGGAGGAGGAAGAGGAGGAGGAGAUUACUGCAACCAAUAUUAACUUCACAUCCUCUCUUUGUUAGUGUUUAGAAUUGCUGUUUUCUAUUUCCUAUUUUAUUUAUUUAGUUAUAGAUGUAGUAUAUAGUGACUUUUCAACAGCAGAAGCAGUAAUUUUCAGCAGCAAUAAUAAUGGUAAAAGCUUUCCUCAGUAGCAACAAUGGUAGUAAUAAUUGUUGUUUUCAGUAGGAAUAUUCGUAAUAUCUCACUAUCACUAGAAUUCCUCAUCUGCACACAUUCACACUUGUCAUACAGAGGACACCACCCUGCCAUGUAGCGUUGAGAGUGCGUGUGCUGUUGUGCUGUUGUGCUGUGUUGCGUUGUGUUGCUGCACAAGGCUUGCGUGCCGCUGCUGGUCGGGUCAUUUGGCGGAUUACGAGGAAAAGAAGAAAGAGAGGAUAAAAAAAGAGUUGUGGGCGAGAGGAGAGCGAGAGGGACCAUGACGGAGGAGGAAUGCUACGGGGACGAGAAGGAGGACGUGGGAGAUCUGUACGCCGCGGUCUUCUACUACGUGUUUCCAGCGCUCGUGGUGACAGGAAUCUUCACCAACACCCUCAACCUCAUUGUGCUCACCAGGCCGCUCAUGAGAGGAAGGACUUACAGGUGGCUCCGCGCCCUGGCCUGUGUAGACCUGUCGCUGUGUGUGCUCACGGUGCCGGUGUGCUUGGCCAAGGGGGGCAUCAAGCCGCUGCGGUCCCAGUUCGUCGCGGGCUACUACGCGCACUUCGGGUGGUCGCUCAGCAUCGCCUCGCAGAUCCUCAGCUUCUACCUGAUGGGUAUGUUCGCCUUCGAGAGGUUCCUGGCGGUGUGUCGCCACGACCUGUACCCGCGCAGCCAGACGGACGCCGUGUUUCGGGGCGGCGUGGUGAGCGCCACGGUGUUCGUGCUGCUGCUCUACGUGCCCACCAUGGCCGUGGGGCGCGUGGAUGCGGCUGAGGACCAGUGGAUGCCCCGGGACGGCUACUCCAUGCAGGAAUACACUUGGUACCCCGCCUAUGCCUGGCUGAGAGAAAUAUUCUCCCGCCUCGUGCCCGCCAUCCUCAUCACCUUCUGCAGCGUGCGCAUCACGCUGCGCCUCAAGCACCUCAGGAACAUCCGGGAGGGGUUCGGGAGCGGGGUGCCUGCCGCCAGACGGGAGCGGGAGCGGCGCCUGGUGCUGCUGCUGUUCUGGGUGACGACACUGUUCUACAUCUUCAACACGCCCGUCACCGUGUACUACCUGGGCUUCCUACACACCCAGCGAUUCUGCGGCAAGGAUAUGUCAGCCAGGUUGCUCACCUUCGCCGCCAUCUCCAACUUGUUGCAGAUGCUGGGCAACAUCUCCAACUUUGUGCUGUACUUCAUCAUUAGCCAGGAGUUCCACAAGACGCUUUGCAACCUCCUGGCCUGCAGGGACACGGGGCGCGGUGGGAGCCUCAUGGGGCACUCCGUCAAGACCUCCAACAUGCUGCCAUCCACCACCGCCGUCAUCACCGCCGCCACCAUCAUCACCAAGACCACCGAAGACGAGUCCCACACACGGCCAGACUUGGGCUACCAGCAGGAGCUGCCUGACGGCGCCGCGCCUUUCAACGGCACCAACAACUUCUCGAUGCUGGAAGCUCGCUAGCCAUCCCCAGGAAUCCGUGCGUGAAGCAGGAACACGACCUCACAGCGCCGCGGCUCCACGCCCCGCACAGCCCUGACCUCACCGCAGGAGGGAAGAUGGCGUGUUAGCUGUGAGGUCCGCGUGCUGUGCUGUGUUGUGUUGUGCUGUGUCAAGGUGUGGGGGGCGUCAAUACGCAGCACACUCACGCACUGACGCCCUCACUGUACACUGUUGUGCCAGUUUGAUCAAGUACAAAGUAGUAAUGAAACAAAUAACAACAUUGCCUACACAGGCACAAUGAUUUCACAAAUAUAUUCCAUAAAUGUGUAAUAAUCACACAAAUAUUCUACUCAGUUCUAUUUAUAAAUAUCAUAGUGUUUUCCUAGCUCUCAUAUGUAAGUAAUAUUUGUUUUGAAUGUAUUAUAAUUGCAAAAAAAGUAAUGAAAACUAUAAAA
Messenger RNA from Scylla paramamosain (green mud crab), 2549 nucleotides. RefSeq lists its product as uncharacterized. The record is from RefSeq and is a predicted model, not a curated record. Bases 946 to 2115 code for a protein of 389 amino acids. Gene Ontology annotation, cellular component: membrane. Lineage: Eukaryota; Metazoa; Arthropoda; Malacostraca; Decapoda; Portunidae. The transcript is spliced from 3 exons. Gene Ontology annotation, molecular function: G protein-coupled receptor activity. Gene Ontology annotation, biological process: G protein-coupled receptor signaling pathway.